This is a messenger RNA of Phaeodactylum tricornutum CCAP 1055/1, 1821 nucleotides long. It is a transcript of the gene GFA1, whose product is annotated as glutamine-fructose-6-phosphate transaminase. The transcript has a single exon. Gene Ontology annotation, molecular function: carbohydrate derivative binding; L-glutamine:D-fructose-6-phosphate transaminase (isomerizing) activity. The annotation marks the transcript as partial. Gene Ontology annotation, biological process: UDP-N-acetylglucosamine metabolic process; fructose 6-phosphate metabolic process; protein N-linked glycosylation. Lineage: Eukaryota; Bacillariophyta; Bacillariophyceae; Surirellales; Neidiaceae. The record is from RefSeq and is a predicted model, not a curated record.
CUCGACGGCCUCACCAUUUUGAAGAAUCGCGGUUACGAUUCGGCGGGUCUCGCCACUACGGACAGCGACGGCAGUCUCGUGGUGACCAAGUUUGCCAGUGACGGGGACAAGGCCGAUUCGAUUGAGUUGGUGCGCGCACAUUCCCAGUUGUCGGCGGGACACGUCAUCGGCAUUGCGCACACCCGAUGGGCCACACACGGAGGAAAAACCGACGAGAACGCCCAUCCUCACGUUGACUCGUCCGGAAAAAUCGCCCUCGUCCACAAUGGCACUCUCAACAACGCGAACGAUCUACGACGGGAUCUACAAAAAAUGGGACACAAAUUUACUUCCCAGACCGAUACCGAAGUCAUUGUCAAACUGAUCGGACACUACUAUGCACAAGAUAAGUGUGACAUUAAGACGGCAACGGAAAAGGCGCUCGCCAUUUGUGACGGUUCGUGGGGACUCUGUAUUAUGUGCACCGAUACGCCGGAUGAACUCGUCGUCGCCUGCAACGGAUCGCCCCUCGUUAUUGGAAUUGCUGAUGAUCGGACCUUUAUCGCCUCGGAAACGUCCGCCUUUAAUCGCUACACCAAAAACUUUAUUUCUAUGAAAGACGGGGAAAUUGGCGUGCUGCAUUCGGAUGGACGCGCGCUCGAUCUCAGUCGCAAACAACUCGCACCGGAUCAAGAAGUUAAACUCCGACCGGACCCCUACCCCCAUUGGACACUCAAGGAAUUGACGGAACAACCCGAAGCCAUUGCUCGGGCUCUCGGCUUUGGUGGACGCCUCGGAGCGGAUCAGGUCUUUCUGGGUGGACUCGACGGUAACCACGAGCGGAUAUCCGAUAUUAAGCACAUGAUGCUGUCGGCCUGUGGGACUUCCCUGAACGCGGCACGGUACGGUGAACGACUCAUGAAACACUUGGGUUCCUUCGACUCGGUUGUGGCAUUGGAUGCGGCCGAAACCGACGCCAAGGACUUUCCCUGUCAAAAAAAUAUCAAAGAAACCGGCUGCAUUGUGGUUUCUCAGUCGGGAGAAACCAAGGACGUGGUGCGGGUCGUGGCACACGCCAUGGACAAGGGUGUAACCGUCAUGUCGGUGGUCAACGCCGUCGGAUCCUUGAUUGCCCGAACCACUAAAAUGGGCGUGUACUGUAAUGCUGGCCGGGAAAAUGCCGUGGCCAGCACCAAAGCUUUUACCACGCAGGUGACGGUUCUGGCGUUGGUGGCACUCUGGUUCAAGCAAUCGCGUGAUCGGAUCUCGGGCAAGAUCGAUUCGUUGGAAAGUCAACGAUUGCGGGACGCGCUCAUGCGUCUACCCAUUACCUUUGGAAUGGCACUCAAAACGAGGGACCAGUGCAAAUUGAUUGCAGAGCGACUCAAGAACAAGGAGCACUGCUUUGUCUUGGGCAAAGGCUAUGGUGAACCCGUUGCCAUGGAAGGUGCUCUAAAAAUCAAGGAAAUGUGCUAUUUGCACGCCGAAGGCUAUAGCGGUGGCGCUCUGAAGCACGGUCCAUUUGCCCUGAUCGAGGACGACAGCGGUAAAUUCGGGGCGACACCGAUUAUUAUGCUGAUUUUCGACGAUGAGCACGCUCACCACAUGCGGACAGCUGCGGAAGAAGUCAAGGCUCGGGGUGCAGAACUCAUCAUCAUCACGGACAAGCCGAGAUUGGCGGCCGAUUUGGAUCCCAAUCCUAUUGUUAUUUCCAACAAUGGUCCGUUAACGGCUCUCGGUGCUGUCCUGCCCCUGCAAUUGAUUGCCUAUGAACUCGCCAUGCUUCGCGGUAUCAAUCCGGAUACACCGCGGAACUUGGCCAAGGCGGUUACGGUAGACUAG